Messenger RNA from Aplysia californica (California sea hare), 1062 nucleotides. Its product is annotated as thyrotropin-releasing hormone receptor-like. Lineage: Eukaryota; Metazoa; Mollusca; Gastropoda; Aplysiida; Aplysiidae. The coding region runs from base 1 to 1062 and encodes 353 amino acids. The record is from RefSeq and is a predicted model, not a curated record. Gene Ontology annotation, molecular function: G protein-coupled peptide receptor activity. The transcript has a single exon. Gene Ontology annotation, cellular component: membrane.
AUGUUGAACAACUCCCUAUUCACAACAGAAUCGUUUCUCCCAGUGUCGGGAACACACAGGCAAAUUUUGAAAUACCCCGAGGCUGAGGAGCUUGUAACCUUAGAGUUAAGGCAUACGUUGGAACAAAACUUACAUAUUUUCAUUCUAUUCAUCAACAUCUUCGGCGUGGUUACCAACAGCAUCAACCUUCGAGUGUUUGUCAGGCAGGGGAUUGCCUCAGAUACCACCACCAUCGGCCUCUCUGCUCUGGCCCUAUCCGACCUCAUGGGCUGUAUCUUCAUGAUACCUGCCUCCUUGUGCUAUGUGGUUAAGUUUGUGAACUACACAGACUACAGGAACUGUGUGUCGCUCACGUCUAUGACUUGUCACUAUCCGCACGUGAUGUUCUCUAGAAUCACAUGCUGGCUUACUGUAUACAUCUCGCUAGAGCGCACAUUGUGCGUUCUCAUGCCCCUUAAAGUCAAGUUUCUUCUGAGACCAAGAGUGGCGCGGAAUGCUGUUUUAGCCAUCUUCGUAUUCUUUUUUAUCUUUCACGUUCCUUUUGCAGCCAAUUCCCGAAUAAUUUGGGUCUUCAACCCAGCCUUUAACAGAAGCAUGACAUUAAACGUUGUUACUGAAAUCGGCUUGGUGUUUCUAUAUCUCAACAGCUUGAUAGGUACAACAAUAUUGUCAACCGUUGCGAUGGUGAUUGUUGCUAUAACGACCUCCGUGAUGCUGUACAAACUGAAAACCAUCCAGAAGUGGAGAAAGUCGAUCUCCUCCGCGUCCAAAUCUGACUCCAAAACUUCAAAAAAGGAUCUGGAAGUAUUCAAAACGGUUACCAUGGUGACGGCCAUCUACUUGCUGUGUUUGAUUGGUGGUCACACCCCUGGCUUUGCCAUGCUCUUUUUUCCCGGCGUCUCGAUAACUGGCGUCAACAGCAAUCUAUUUCUUGUGAUGUACACCUUCAAGUAUGUCUUUGAUGCCGUUAAUUCCUCUGUGAAUUUUCUCUUUUAUAUCCACAUCAGCAGCAAGUUCAAUGCUACGUUCAAUUCUCUGUACAGUCGAAAAUAUCGUGACUAG